CAGCUUAAGAACAAGCAGUGAUUCAAUAUUCCAUUUAGUGCAAAAUAUGGACGGAAAAACUUAUUUCAAACUCAAUCACCAUGGAUGAGCAACUAGCAUUCAACGGAAAAGCUGGGAAGCUCGAUGAACGUGUAUUUUCAAAGCUGAAAUUACUAUGCCGGCCUGUUAAAGCCAGACAAAACACCGCAAAACAAGGCAAUGAAACAACGUUUGUUUCACAAGAUGAUGUCCCGUUCUACAACACACGUCUUGUUUUACGCACGGUUGAAAAACCUUGGACGGGGGAUCUAUCUAAGGAAGAAAUAGAGAAUAACCUGGAACAGAUAAUUCUACAUUACGCAAUUGUUCCCCAAGUGGCCUACUACAUAAAUAAACAGACUGUUAGCUUAGUUUCACCAUACUUCGGAGGGGGGACCCUAGAUGAAGUAAUACAGAAAGAAAGAGAUAAAAAAGCAACGAUCGAAACGGAAAUACCAUCUGACAGAAAACCGGAAAUAGCACUUGAAAGACCGCAAACGUUAGAAUGGAAGGAUAAGUUACGAAUACUUUACCAAAUAUGCCGGGCCAUUGAAUAUCUUCAUCAGCCACCAAAAUGUGAAAGAAAACCUGUAUCCCAUGGCAACAUUUGCAUGCAAAACGUAUUAUUGGAUGAGCAGAAGAACGCCCGAUUGCUAUUUCUUGCACCAAAAUCAGUCGAAGGACGAGUUAGGGAGAUUCAGUUUCAAGAGGACCAAAACAAAGAUGUGCAAACCUUCAAAGAAAUGGCACAGGAAGCCCUUCAACAAAGUAGGAAGAAAGCAGCUUCAGAUAUUCUUGCACAUAUACAAAGGGCUGUUACGAUGACAGACAUAAAAAAAGAAUUGGAGUCGGGUCUUAGAGGAGAGGAUAUCAACUGGUGGACCCCAUCGCAAGACGAUGGAAAAAAGAAGGAAAAGUGUGAGAUUUGCUGCCUAAAUAAGCCCGAGAAGACUUUCGACAAGCUAACACAUGAUCGAUUCUGUGUUUGCAAAAUACAGAUAUGCGUUGGUUGUUUGUGGAACUGGCGAUACAAUCCAGUCAAGUGCCACUCGUGUGAUGAAGACAAAAUACGGUCCCCAGUCGGUGAUCGCUGGGGUGCCAUUUGUAUAGCGGGCACAGAUAAGAAGGAGGACAUAACAAAACGUUUUGAAGACGAUAUAGAAAAGCUGAAAGACAGAGUUAUUACAAAAGCAAUUUUGAUGGGUGUAAAGGACAAUGUAGUCACAGUGAAGAAAUCUACUACAACGUACGGUGAACAAUUGGAGAAAGCGUUCAGCAAGAUUGAUACUCCAGAGAUCACCACCAUCGUAUUAGUUUAUUCGGGUCAUCAUGGGGAUGAAGGAUUUCAAUUAGACGCCCAUAAGCUGAAAGACAGUGAGCUUGAACAGAAAUUCAAUUGUCUUAAACAUGUGACGAAAGUAAUUGUAUUUCUAGAUUGCUGUCAUCCAAAGAUGCUUAAUCUGGGCAAAAAAGCGGUAUUACAGUUUAAUGCCGUAACAAGCAAACAAAAAGCUAUCUGUGGACCAACAGGUAGCCAGUUUGUAAAUGACAUUGUCAAAGUAUUGACAAAUCCAUGGGAAUGUAAGUGUUGCAAAAAUACACCUUUAAUAAGAGAUUAUGACAUUCACAAGUAUUUCAACAACCACCCUUACAAUUCGUCGAUAGAACCGUCACAACUUUCAAACACAGAUGGAGAUCAUGACCACAUUCUUACGUUUAGAAUGGUUGACCCUGGAUGGCUGAAAGCGUUUGGAGAAUCAUUAGACAUCAGCCCAUUGCAAAAUUUGAAAAAGGAGCUAUUUAAACUAUACGACAACACUGCAAGCACAUUGUCCAUUCGGCUUGACAUCGAUGAGGCACUUGAGAAAAUAUAUGAAUGUCCUAAGCUUACUCUAAAAGAAAAUGGCAAAGAAAAAGGGGACAAUAUAGCUGAAUUGAAUGACAUUUUUCAAAUCAAGGAGGGUACAUUGGCUAAAACAGUAUUUGUUGAAGGCGAGCCCGGGUCAGGAAAGUCUUCCCUAUGUAAGAAGAUCGUUCAUGAUUGGUGUGAAACUAAACGAGAAGGACGGACAAUCUAUACUCGGACACACACUAAAGGGAACGAAAUAUCAAGUCAAUUUGAAUUUGUGUUUUACAUAAUUCUCCGCGAGGCAAAGAAAGAAUGUUGCAUAAAGAAAAUGAUAUUGAAAAUCAUCAAAAAGAGGAUCGGCAUCGACAAAACAAGGGGAGAAGAAUUGCUUGGAGAAAUCUUGACAUCCAACACCUGUCUGCUUGUCCUUGAUGGUCUGGACGAAUGGCAGCACCCUGAAGGAUGCCAUUUGGAUGAAAGAAUUCCCCAUGUUAAAACAAGUUGGGAAAAAUGCACCUUACUCAUCACCACAAGGCCAUACAAACUGGCUGAGCUGAAAAUAGGCGUCUCAAAGAUUGGCAAACACGUGAUUGUGAAAGGAGUUUCGAACCCAGAAAAGCUCGUCGAGAACAUAAUAUCUCGUUUAAAUGAUUUACCCAGCACAGGGACGUCCCAGAAUCCAGAAGGCACGAGAACACUACUGAAUCACGAACUUUGCAUUAAGGAAAUACAAGAAAAUAAUUUAUGGCAUUUCAGUGAAUGCCCCAUCGUGUUAGCUCACAUUGUUUGGCUUUCAUACAAGGGAAGGCUUUUGACAGAUAUGAAACUUUCUGAUCUAUAUGAAACGUUGCUAAAGGAACGAUGCUCUGAAUCGUGCGACAAGAGAAACUCAUCUACUAUAUCCAAAUACAAGGAAAUUAUACCCACCCUGAGCAAAAUAGCAUUUGCAAAGAUAUUUGCUGAAGAUAAAAAUCAAACAAUUGUAUUUGAAAUAGAUGAGGAGGAGAAUAUGACCUUUGAGAGUCAAAAAACUGCAUCUCUUGAAUCUGGCAUCCUAUCCUGCACCAAUGUUCCAGGAUAUGAUCCGAAAAGGCCAAAAGGAGCUAGACAGGAGCGACUACUCGGGGAGGAAAUUGUGCCUGCAACACAUCCAUAUAUCCGUGUACUCAGAUGA
This is a messenger RNA of Mya arenaria, 3041 nucleotides long. RefSeq lists its product as uncharacterized. Gene Ontology annotation, molecular function: protein kinase activity; ATP binding. The transcript is spliced from 14 exons. The coding region runs from base 81 to 3041 and encodes 986 amino acids. NCBI's taxonomy places the organism in Eukaryota, Metazoa, Mollusca, Bivalvia, Myida, Myidae. The record is from RefSeq and is a predicted model, not a curated record. Gene Ontology annotation, biological process: protein phosphorylation.